Molecule: messenger RNA, 903 nt
Organism: Clonostachys rhizophaga
Lineage: Eukaryota; Fungi; Ascomycota; Sordariomycetes; Hypocreales; Bionectriaceae
Source: the annotation of a GenBank genome assembly
AUGGCACGACGCGCAAUGCGCCGAUGCUUCACCACACCCGAAAUCUUUGAAUGCAUUCUCCUCAACCUUGACAUCCAAGAGCUCCUCUUCGCUCAGUUGGUCCAUACUCAUUUCAAGAGUUUCAUUGAACAGUCGACUGUGCUACAGCAGAAGCUCUUCUUCGUACCAGACCCGACGAGAACCACACCAGAGCUACACCCAAUCCUCAAACGCCGGUUCCCAGCAUUGUUUUCGUUGAAGAGACCAGACGACAUGCUGUCCUUCCACGACUUUAGCGAGAUGACUCGUAAAUUGGAUUGGUUCACCGAUGAAUUCUCUCGCGAAAGAAUGAUCCGGGAAGAUGCUUCAUGGAGGCGCAUGUUCCCGGUCCAACCGCCCGCAAAGCUCGAGUCGAUAAAGAUUUGGAGUCAUCACUUUUGUGUUAAUCGGCUCGGUCACUGUGUUCCUGCUCAGCUCGGAAGCCAAUGUCAGCACCUGCAAGAAACCGGAAUCAAGAUGGGACUCUUGUAUGACCUUGUCGUGCACUUGCAUUCGGCAAACACUGUUCCCCUCAUCUACAUCCACUGGCAGAUGUUUCUAAUGGAGGGAGAAGGACCGAGAGACAAUGAUGACCUCGAAGAAACCGAUGGCUUCGAAGACCUCUGCCUAUCAGGUACGGAAAAGAAAGAACUCAAAAACUCAAUUACCUUUUAUUAUCAACAUGGCGCAUCUUGCGAUGGCCGCAUAGUAAAUGUACCGCUCCUGAAGAUCAACUCACCCUUCAUAUCAAUGGUAGAAGAAGACCCUUCCACCCUAUUGAGGUUCUUGAAAACUCCAGAGGCGUAUGAGUGGGCUAAAUAUUUGAAACCGAAACGUAGAGCCCGUCUAGAGGAGAGACUCGGGGGGCGAUUUCCUAGACGUUAG